Messenger RNA from Exophiala viscosa, 1490 nucleotides. Its product is annotated as Alpha/Beta hydrolase protein. The transcript has a single exon. Bases 142 to 1356 code for a protein of 404 amino acids. Lineage: Eukaryota; Fungi; Ascomycota; Eurotiomycetes; Chaetothyriales; Herpotrichiellaceae. The record is from RefSeq and is a predicted model, not a curated record.
CAGCGACGAUCGCCAUGUUCUUGACCGUCGUUUCAUAACCUCAUGCCCAAUUAUUGUUACUCACCUAGUCACUCAUUUCUGCAGAUUCAACAACAAGCGCAUCGAUGCCUGACCACUACACAUACGACCACAGCCUGAGCAAUGGCACUGCCAAAGCCCAAUUGUUCUUUCGUUAUUCCUAGCAUCCAUGACGAUCUGGAAUUAAAUUGCCGAAUUUACUAUCCCAGACGAACGGAACAAAAUGCAGAACUCUUUGGCGGGACUUUCGCGAUUUUCGCGCAUCCUUACGCACCGCUGGGAGGUAGCUACGAUGAUCCUGUAGUGGGAAUUGCAGGAGGUGUUCUUCUCCGAUAUGGGUGUGUAUUGGUCACGUUCAAUUUCAGGGGAGCAUCAGGCUCUGCAGGACGAACAUCGUGGUCUGGAAAGGCCGAGUUGGCCGACUACGUUUCUGUGUACGGGUUCGUGUUGUGCUACAUUGAUGCAGUGUUCCGCGAGGUCUCGGGGCCUGUCUCGGACGACGACACAAACAGCGUUACUGGCCCACCAAUACUGAUUCUGGGAGGGUACUCGUACGGAUCUAUGAUUGCGGCUCACUUACCAUCGCUGGAGACGGUGACCGGCAUAUUGAAAGAGCCCAAGCCGGAUUCAGCAGAGAGCGAGAUCAGGUUACGGGCAAAUGACCUUGCGAAAGAUAUGAAGGCCUAUUUUGCGAUGCAUCCAGCAGCUGGAGGAAGUCAUGCUUUGCCCAACUCUCCGAGUCAAAUGGGAGGCUAUGGUUCAGAUGCCGCCAGUCGCAGGAUCCAUCGAGAGUCGUCGCGGAGAAGCAUCGAUGGUGAAAGAGUCAGGAAAAGUGUCGAUAGGGUGCGGAGGAAGCUCAGCAGAGACACUAGUGGUCGUAUUCAAAGUGUGUCGUCCGACAACACGGUGGAAUCUAAGCCUCCCGCUACAAGAUCGUCACCGGUAAUGCCACGGCUGGCGUAUGUGUUGGUGUCACCACUGCUGUCGACGGUUGCUGGAUUCACUACGAUGUUCUCCAAGCUGAAAUUCACUCCCAAGGGCGGUGGUGGAGGUAUUGUUCCGACAGAAGAGUUUCACGAACUCGUCAGUCAUCCGUGCUGCUGCCUCUACGGUACCGAAGACAUAUUCACGUCGGAACGCAAGUUGCGGAGGUGGACGGAAGAAUUGGUUGGUAAAGCAGGGCCGAAAUUUGUCGUCGUGACUGCACAGACCGGUCACUUCUGGCGCGAAGCUGAUGGGCCGCUUCGGAUUCGGCAGGGACUUGCAGAUUGGCUGAGAGCGUUACUACCAACGCUGGAGGAAAGUCAUCCUCAGAACAUCGGAAAGACUGCUUCGUAAUGCUGGCACGGAAUGCGCGUCCAAGUUCAAAGGGUAAACACAGAUAACAAUACGAUGGAUGGCGGACUUCCGUCGAUCGACAUAUAUGUUAACAAACCCAAGCUCGGAGUCGAGCGCUGCCAAUAGGCCACAAA